AUGGGAAAGGGUAGCAAAGUGGUAGUCUGCGGAUCGGCGGCAGUUGGAAAAACUGCCAUCAUUGAACAGCUGCUGUAUGGAAACUAUGUAGUGGGUAAGGAAAUGUUUAUUUCCCAGUAGGCAAAUGCAUUUAAAGAUCCCCCUUUUAAUGUAAUGUACUCCUCUCCCUGGUCUGUCUGUUGGAGUCCCAUGAUAUUCUUGUGUGUUUUACAUUUAUCUCCUUGUCACCCUCUAGUACCGGAUGCUGUUACUUGGCUUGUUGAUAAGCUGUUCUUUCUUGUGCUUUUAUAGCUCUUACCUGCUUUCACGUUCGGUAUGUUGUAAAUUCGCACACACACAGGGUUAUUCACUGAGCUCCAGUAUUUUCACAAAUAAAAUCUGAAUGGAAAAAUAGCUGAUCUAGAGAAAUUAUCCAAUUCAGUCAUAGUCACAAAUUGGCUAUUUCCCUUUUUAUUUUAUUUUUUAUUCUUUGAGAUUCAACAUGUCUGGAAAGCACACACAAGGCAAGCUAAGAGUAAGUGCAGGAGUACUUUUUUUUUUGAAAAAAUGUAUUUAAUUUUUUUUUUAAUUUUUUUUUUUAAUAUAAUGGGUAAAUUGAACUCAAACCAAAAAAUUAAUAGCUAACGAGACUAGCCAUGUGGGCAUAAGAUCAGGUGUGGUGAUAGAUGGCAAUAGGCAACUAGUUGUGCUUGGAUCACCUCCCAACCGGGGUUUUAGAUGUUCUCCAGGGGUUUUACUGUCAGGUGUCCGGUGAUUUGGAAGGGGAGAGCAUCACAAAUAGGCAUAUUGCUAAGUAAGACUGUGAAACAGCCUGAGGCCAUAAUACUGUUGUUGACAAAUUGGUUAUUUUUGACUCAGUUUGUCCAUUCUGGUUUAACCCUAAAAGUUCAUUGCCCGCAUAUAUCGCACUCCUAUUGGUGAGGCACCACAAUAAAGUCACUCUAUCAGGAGAUGCACUUGGCUAAACCUUUAUCACCAACAUGUUAUGUUCCUUCUAACUUGGUGAAAGAUGGGACACAGAAGAUCACACAGGCCAUGGUAAUUCCGUAAUUUGUUGGGAAUUAUUAUUUUGAGGUUGUGAACACUGCACUUAAAGGAACACUAUAGCGUUGGGAAAAGAGAUAUCUAUUUUGACUGUACCCCGGCUGCAAGGGUUACAAAUUGCAGUUUAUUUACCUUUUUCUCCCUUGAAGCGCUGAUCUCUUUGGUGAAGCUCCUCCUCUAUAGCUGAGAUUAUCGGGAUUGAUGAUCUCAUCCAAUACUUUCCUAUGGAAGGAAACGCCAUGCUGCACCAAUCUUAUUCUCUCUGAGACCAUCUGAUAGAAAUAGUGGACUUUUAAUAGACUAUUUCACAGAAGUGCCUCUAGUGCUUGUGAGUUUGACAGCCACUAAAGGCAGGUUAUCCUUGCAAAAAAAAUAAUUUCCAUUCCUGCAGAAUGAGCAUGUUUUACAUUGCAGGGUUAAAACAGAUUAAAGAGGACACUAUAGGCACCUAGAUCACUGCCUCUAGUGGCUAUCAGACAGCUGCUGGAGGCACUUCCUGCUUGCUGGGUGACUUUUGGAAAUGCUUUCCUAUGGGGAUGGCUGACCCAGUGGCAAAGGUGAUCCACAGUGGAUUUGGGUAAGCACAGUAAGGGUUUAUUAACCCACCCUUACACUUCUGGAGGGGGCACUUGAGGGAAGUAUUGUGCUAGGAAUACAACUUUGUAUUCCUAGCACUAUAGUAUCCUAUAGUGUUCCUUUAACAAGAAAGGAAUGUGACAUAACCUUUGUAGAUUGAACUGCAAUUUCAUAGAUAUUUUAAGUAACAUUUCUGUUACAUUGUGACAGGGCACAUUGUAUCUUAUAAUUUCCAGUUAUUUUUGGUAACAUUUGACUAAUGGUGACUGUUUUGGAAUGUUAAUAAUUUAUGCUGAAUGAAUAAUGUAUAGUAUUUUUUAUAUAUUUUUUUUUUUUGCGAUGAUUGUACUUGUUCUAUUUUAGGGGUGAGAGACGUGUAAAAGCUGCAGCAUCUGGUUUUAUUCUAUUUUCUUUUUUAGAGACUAUUCCAGUGCAUCUUUUGGAAAUAUUGUGUGUUUUUUUUUUUUUUUUUCUCCAAACUGACUCUGCAUGCUUUUCCAAUAUACCCACACUACACACAAUUGUUGCUUUUCACCUCCAGUGCCUAUUGACUGCAUAUAAUACUAUGUACCUCUCGGUUUUACUUGUGUUAAGGUUUGGAAGGUAGCGAAACCUUGGAAGAUAUAUAUAUUGCCUCAGUGGAAACAGACCGUGGUGUAAGAGAACAACUAAGGCUUUAUGACACCCAGGGACUUCAGGAAGGCGCAGAGUUACCCAAACACUAUUUUUCCUUUGCUGAUGGCUUCAUUCUGGUCUAUAGUGUGGAUUGUAUGGCAUCAUUUCAAAGAGUUAAGACGCUGAAGAGGGAAGUGGAUAUGUUUAAAGACAAAAAAGAGGUACGCAACAUGGUACAUGUUCUAAUAUUCCAGCUCCAUGAUAACUUUUAUACAUUACAAAAAUUAAUGUGAAAUAAUGUUUAAUAAGAAUAGUAGAAACAGGGAAAAUCUCACACACAUAUCCCAAGGUAACCUCCAGAAUUCCACUUUGUCUAUUAUUGGCCACUUCAAAUAGUAAACUGACAGUAGAAGGUGAUACUUUGAUAUUUGAAUUGAAGAUGUGAUGUCAGGUGUAGCAUGCUCUACCCAUUGAUUGGCUGGCUUAAAUGGAUCAGAUAUUUCCUGGUUGCUGCAGAGGAGUGGACAUAAAACGUCAAUGCCAAUUUAUUUAGUGUUCCAGAUAAAUGCGCAGUGGCUGUACUACAUCGAUUUCCUGCCAAUUUGUUAAAACAUUACUAAAGGGCCAGACUUCUCACCUGUGAUAAAUGAAUCAAAUUCCUGUUAAUCUGUGCCUUGUAGGUCCCAGACAGAUCAAUUUGUCUGGGCGUAGAAUAACAGUGUGUUUUUCUGUUAAGGCACAGAAGCCCAGAUUUUAGAGCCAUUUACAAAAUGUUACCACCAAAUGUCAGUGCAAGUAACUUGCCAACACAAGUGCACUUGUUUUAUUUUAGCACUUUAAACAAUACUUCACUAUUUUAUUUUUAUUUUGUUUUACCUGUACAUAAGAUAAGACUGUGAAAUAUAGGGGUAAGUGUGUGUGGCUUUUUAAAAAGGUGUGUGUGUGUGUGUGUAUGUAUAUAUAUAUAUAUAUAUGUGUGUGUGUGUGUGUGUGUGUAUGUAUGUAUGUAUGUGUAUAUAUAUAUAUAUAUUAUUAUUAUUAUUAUUAUUAUUAUUAUUAUUAUUAUUAUUAUUAUUUUUUUAUUUUUAUUUUUUUUAUUUUUUUAAAGCAUUUUUAGCGCUUCACUCACACUAUUGUUCUCCAUGGUUUAUCAUCUAAACCAGUGGUUCUCAACCCAGUCCUCGAAUACCCCCUAACAGUCCAGGAUUUAACCCCCUUAAGGACAGAACUUCUGUAAUAAAAGGGAAUCAUGAUGGAAUAUUUCCGCCAUGUGUCCUUAAGAGGUUAAGGAUUACCCAGUUGUGUCGAAGGUGUUUUUAGAAAAAGGAAAAUAAAUACACUUUAGACACAACAGGAUAAUCCCUAAAUCCUGGCCUGGUAGGUAGGGGGUACUUGAGGACUGGUUUAGUAACCCCUGAUCUAAACUAUUCAAGUUGUCUUUGCUGUAGCUUAACAGUAAUUUCAUGUAUACCAGGUGACGUGGAUUUGUGAACAAGUCUACUAGGGACCAAAAGAAGAUGAAUGUGAAUAAAAUGUGCUUAUUAGGUUAGAAAUUGAUGGGUGUAAAACAAAUUAUUCUCCAUUGAUCAUUAAACUUUGUUAAAAAUUUAUUUCUUUUUUUACUUGUCUGGAAAAACACGAGUUGUCAAGCAAAGUAGUGAGACCUCUAGUGGACAUAAGCUAUCACAGGACCAUAUGCUGAAAAGCCUUGGAGAAACUAAACUCUAGAAUCAAAUUUAACUACCAUAUCCUAUUACAGUUCCUCAUUUACUGCAGUUUGAACUCUGCCAGGUUGACCGACAGUAACAGACCGUAUACAGUGAAGUAGAUGUAUGCUUUUGUGCACAAGUUUAGUAUUCUUUGCAUAUUUAUUCAAACUUGAACAGCUUCAGUUUUAUAUUGUAUACCUGACUUCCCUGGCAGAUUCUACAUGCAUGCAUCUCUAUGGCAUUAAUCUGCAGGUGCCAGUGUGCACAUAACCCUACUUCACUACACAUGCCAGUAUCCCCUUCAACAGAAACUACUGGUGCGAGAGAAGGAGGAGCUGUCUCUGCCAGACAAGUGAGACCUGAUUUAAAGCAGGAGAUUGUAUGAAUAUGGUCGCAAAGACUAGAGUUGGCAUAAUUUAGUCCUUAUUCCUGUAAACAAUGGUGUAUUUAGUAUCUUGAAAACAUGUGUGGGUGCUACUAAGGCACCUUUUUCAAAGAGAAUAAAAAGCUUGGUGUUAUUAGAUGCCAGGUAGGAGAGUUUGCAUCGGCCCAAUGCCUGUUUUAUUAUUAUUAUUAUUAUUUUUUUAUUUUUUAAGACAAUGAUAAUAGUUUUAGGAAACAAGACGGAUCUUGCUGACCAAAGAAAAGUGGACCCAGAAAUGACUCAUCAGUGGGCGAAGAGUGAGCGAGUGAAGCUUUGGGACGUGUCUGUGACAGACCGAAGUACUCUGAUUGAACCAUUUACAUAUCUAGCAAACAAACUGAAUCAAAUCCAGACCAAAUCCUCCUUCCCUUUGCCGGGGAGGAAAAGCAAAGGCGCUGCUUCCGACACCUAA
This is a messenger RNA of Pelobates cultripes (western spadefoot toad), 4780 nucleotides long. Lineage: Eukaryota; Metazoa; Chordata; Amphibia; Anura; Pelobatidae. The record is from the annotation of a GenBank genome assembly.